AUGGAGGGAGGCUUACCAGACGGAUUCCUGUCAGAUCAAACACUUGUGAUGAAGAGCAGACAGCUGGUGACAGUCUGUCAUCUAGGAGGAUUGUUCUUCUGGGUAAAACUGGUGUUGGGAAAAGUGCAGCUGGAAACACAAUACUGGGACAGAAUGUGUUUAAAUCUGAGCAGAGUACAUGUUCAGUAACCAGUGAUUGUUCAAAGGAACACACCACUGUUUCAGGCAGAUCUUUGUCUGUAGUUGAUACUCCUGGAUUCUUUGACACAUAUAUGAACCCUGAGCAGUUAAUAACAGAGAUAGGGAGAAGUGUUUAUGAAUCCAGUCCUGGACCUCAUGCUUUUCUCCUUGUGUUUCCUGUGCAUAUGAGAUUCACUGAUCAGGAGGUGCAGAUUCCUCAGAUCAUUGAGAUUAUGUUUGGUCAGGAGGUGUUAAAAUACUCCAUCAUUCUCUUCACUCAUGGAGAUCAGCUAAAAAAGUCUGUAGAGGAAUUCAUUGAGCAUAACAGUAGAUUAAGACAUCUAGUUCAGCAGUGUGGAGGCAGAUUUCGUGUCUUCAACAAUGAAGAUGAGAAUAACAGAGAACAGGUGAAUGAUCUACUGCAGAAGAUUGAUACAAUGGUAGAGCAGAAUGGAGGUGGACAUUACAGUAAUCAGAUGUUUCAAGAUGCCCAGAGAUUCAGACUAGAGGAAGAGGAGAGGAAACAGAAAGAGGAAGAGGAGAGAAAACAACAAGAGGAGAUUGAGA
This is a messenger RNA of Sinocyclocheilus rhinocerous, 747 nucleotides long. RefSeq names its product GTPase IMAP family member 7-like. Gene Ontology annotation, molecular function: GTP binding. Lineage: Eukaryota; Metazoa; Chordata; Actinopteri; Cypriniformes; Cyprinidae. The transcript has a single exon. The record is from RefSeq and is a predicted model, not a curated record. The annotation marks the transcript as partial.